Messenger RNA from Aspergillus versicolor CBS 583.65, 737 nucleotides. Its product is annotated as cytochrome b5-like heme/steroid binding domain-containing protein. The coding region runs from base 1 to 393 and encodes 130 amino acids. The record is from RefSeq and is a predicted model, not a curated record. Gene Ontology annotation, cellular component: membrane; intracellular membrane-bounded organelle. NCBI's taxonomy places the organism in Eukaryota, Fungi, Ascomycota, Eurotiomycetes, Eurotiales, Aspergillaceae. The transcript has 5 exons. Gene Ontology annotation, molecular function: heme binding.
AUGGCCGGGAAACGAGAGUUCUCAAGGGCUCACCUUUCAAGACUUGCCGACAAGAAUAAUCUUCAUUUGCUGAUUCAUGGAAAAGUUUACAAUGCUCAAACCUUUGUCAAUGAGCACCCCGGUGGUGACUUGGUCCUUCUUGGUGAGGGAGGGAAGGACGCAACGAAAGCGUGGGAAGACGUGCAGCAUUCCGAGGAAGCAAAAGAGCUGAUGAAAGAUUAUCUCGUCGGAUACUGCAUCGAGAGUCCUCAAACAUCAACAUCCGAGUCCAGCCAAAUAACUGCAAACGAGAAAUCGCGAUUGAUAGCAAGCCAACAGCCCGUCCUGGCUCUUUUAUCCAUCUUCCUUGCUAUUCUACUUGGUGUAUACUGGCAGGCCCAAUGGCCAGUAUAACCUUGUAGCAUAUAAUAAACAGAUAAAGAAUUUAUACCAUAUUCCAAUCCAUAACCCCGGACGUAAAAGGCUCCCAAAACUCCCUAUCUUCGUUCCCAAACAGCGACGCAAGUGGCUCAGAAGGUAAAGGUCCACCCCAAGCUGAGUUCAAAGGCGACUCUUCCGGCGCAAGGCCAAAAAGGGCAUCAAUAUCAGACGCCAGACCCUGAAACGGCUGCUCAGCGACAAACGAAGACUCCCUAUUGCCCAGUAAGGCGGGAAGACUGUUAUCACUCUCGCCAAUACUAUCAAGUAAGUUAUUAGACAUAGAGUCGGACCAGUUCACACUGGUAUUUGCAGCCGGC